Fopius arisanus is the source of this 2809-nucleotide messenger RNA. Its product is annotated as ATP-binding cassette sub-family G member 4. The record is from RefSeq and is a predicted model, not a curated record. Gene Ontology annotation, cellular component: membrane. Gene Ontology annotation, molecular function: ABC-type transporter activity; ATP hydrolysis activity; ATP binding. Bases 368 to 2302 code for a protein of 644 amino acids. NCBI's taxonomy places the organism in Eukaryota, Metazoa, Arthropoda, Insecta, Hymenoptera, Braconidae. Gene Ontology annotation, biological process: transmembrane transport. The transcript has 7 exons.
GUUGGUUUCAGUCUACAUUCAGACACGCCACCGCACGGUUCAACGUCGACGUCGUCUCCAUGACGUACAUCAAUGUGUCACAGAUUAUAAUAUAUUAUCAAUUGGCCUAUUGAGAUUGUCAAUCGCUCGAGUCAGACAUUGACAGUUCUCCGAAAGUUUUCUUUUGGCAUUUCCGGUAAUUUGUGAUUUUUUUUUUUAUCUUUCUCGAUGUGGAUGACCGUUCGUGUAUGAGAAAACAUGCUGUUACACAUGGUGGACUUUGAGUGAUGAGACUAAUUGUUGGCGACAGCCGAUGAUAACACGAGUUAUCGAUUAAAUAGAGGAUUAAAAAAAAAUUUUAAUUAACUGAAUCAAUACUUGACGUGAGAUGACGAGUGGUCCUCAUCAGUCCUCACACGCGAGCCCAUCGCGAUCCAGUCUGAGUUGCUGUCAAGGUGGUGAUGACAGCAGCAGUUCAAAUGACAUUAGCCAAAUGCCAGAAUUGACAGGCAACAACAACUACCUUGUUACCAAAAAUCAUACAUUUCCAAAACGUCCAGAAGUUGAUCUCACAUUUAACAACAUUAAAUACAGCGUUAAAACCUGGAAUCUACGAAAAUUACAGCGAGACUCCAAGGAGAUUCUUCACGGUGUCAGUGGGCAAUUUAGAGCUGGUGAGCUGACAGCAAUAAUGGGCCCCUCGGGGGCUGGCAAAUCUACACUUCUCAACGUUCUAGCUGGAUUUACUGUUCAAGGUGCAAGCGGUGAAAUUUUUGUCAAUGGAAAACGCCGCACCCCAUACAGCGAGCGAUGGAAAAGAACAUCAACUUAUAUACAACAGGACUCACUACCACGUACUAAAUUGACUGUUGGCGAAGCCAUGACACUUGCCGCUAAUCUCAAGCUCGGGUAUACCAUUACCUCCACGUUUAAACACGCACAGGUACUAGAUUUGUUAGAAAUGUUAGGACUAAGUCAUUGUUACGACACCCUUUGUGGACGUCUCUCUGGUGGGCAAAAAAAGCGAUUGGAUGUUGCCUUCGAACUUCUGAGCAAUCCCUCAGUAUUAUUUCUGGACGAGCCGACGACGGGCCUCGACUCGGCAUCGUGUAGUUCCUGUAUUGCAUUGCUUCAGAGAUUGGCUAAAAUGGAAAAGCGUACGGUGGUGUGUACGAUACAUCAGCCGAGUGCUCUGUUAUUCGAGAUGUUUGAUUCACUUUACGCUUUGGCCGGUGGUCACUGCAUAUAUCGUGGCUCAAUUUCAUCAUUCUUACCACACCUGAUGUCGAUAGGUAUUUCCUGCCCACCAUACCACAAUCCAGCAGACUUCUUGAUUGAAGUUGCUAUCGGAGAUUAUGGAGUUACGGUUGAUAAAUUGUCAAUGGCCGCUGAGAACAUGUGGCAUGACAAUCAGGGAAUAGCUGUUGACUCUAAACUGAAGAGCAAUGCCAAGACUAUUCAAGUGUCUGUUAUCGAGGAGCCACCACCACCAGCCGGAUUUUUAGCCCAGUGUUAUUUACUCUACAAAAGACAAUUACUCAGUCUCAGACGGGAUUCCUCGUUAAUGAUAGUUCGAGUACUCUGUCACCUUAUGAUUGGAAUAAUCUUUGGGUAUCUGUACAGAGGCAGUGGCUAUCGUGCUAACAGUGUUCUUGCCAAUUACGUUUAUCUUUAUGGCUCACUUUUGCUCAUUGUUUACACUGGAAAGAUGGCGGUGACACUGGCAUUUCCUAUAGAAAUGCAAAUUCUCACUAGAGAGCAUUUCAAUAGGUGGUACAAAUUGGCACCGUAUUAUAUCAGCUUACUCCUUGUGGAGAUACCUUUUCAAGCUGCUUGUGCUGCUACGUAUUUAAUCGUUAGCUAUUGGCUGACUGGACAACCCGUCGAGACACAUCGUAUUUUGUGUUUCAUGGUAGUUAGCAUUGCUGCUAGCUUGUGUGCACAGGCUUGGGGAUUCUUUAUCGGGGCCACUACACCAGUUAAGAUUGCUGUUUUCGCUGGUCCGGUGAUAGCAGUUCUUUUCUCAGUGUUUGGAUUUUGUAUUCGUUACAUGGAUACUCCAGUAUUCUUUCGUUGGAUAUUCCACAUAUCUUACUUCAGAGCGGGCUUUCACAGUCUUCUCUACACAAUCUAUGGAUCUGGGAGAAGCGAGCUUUUCUGUGAUGAACUUUAUUGCCACUACAAGAAACCCUGGCUGUUCCUCAAGGAGAUGGAAAUCAACGAGACAAAUGUCAUAAAUAAUCUCGUGCUGAUCGUCGGUAUGGGUGUGCUCAUGCAUUUGUUAACAGCGAGUGCACUCUGGUGUAAACUUAAUCGGAGAUAAACUAGGAGAAUUGAUUUAAUGGUUACUGCAAGACAGUAUUCCAAAGUGGGCCCAUCGACGAACAAAAAAUCGUUGACAAUUCGUUUUAUAAAAACCGAGCAUAUCUUGCCCAGCCAGCUUCGCCACUCGAUCGACCUUUUGGUAUUCCUAUUUUAAAAUUGUGAAACUCAUUUUUUUUCGGAUGGGCCAUGACUUGAAUCUCUCAGAGCUUUAUAAAUUACUUAUGAUCUUGAUAAUUAUGACGAAUAAAUAAUUGUUAUGACAGGGUCGAUACAUGUUACACUACAUUAUGUCUCUCCGUGAAAUAUUCAUAUAUCGCUGACAGUUCUACGUUAUUUUUUAGAAAACCAGUGUAACACGAAAAAAGAAUAGUGUUUAUGACGGACCUAGUCGAGAAAAUAACUUAAUUAUUAUUUAAUGUUAAUAUUUGAUGCAUCCAGUGUUAAUGUUGUAAGAAUAUCUCUUUGGUUUUUAAAUAAAUCAAACUCAUUGUCAAUACAGUUUAAA